GAAAAGGACACUCACAACAGCGCCUGCGCGUUCCUGCAUAGUCUACGCGAAGUAUGAAGUACAGUAAUUAAAUGAAUACAGGCAAACAAAGUCGCCUAAAAGCAGCUAAACAUUAGUUGAAGGAACAAUAACUUUUAAAAAGAAGAAGUUAUUUGCAAGUAAAAAGAGUUCAGGAAAAGAGAUCGAAAAAAUAGAAAAAAAAUUAGUUCCCUUAAAUGCGUGCAUACCUUUCUGCAACCGCUGUGAACCGAAACUGCAGGCGCUGUCCAAGGUGAUAACAAUAUAAAGAGGAUGCCACUGCAAAGGGAGGUUCAGAAAAGCCGUACCCUUAUCUACUGUUUUGUUCUGGUUGAGCUGGUGAUAAUGGCAGGAACUGUCAUGCUGGCAUAUUACUUCGAGUACACCGACACUUUCAACGUGCAUGUGCAAGGAUUUUUCUGCUUUGACAGCUCGUACACGAAGCCCUAUCUUGGACCGGAGGAUACAAGUGCCAUCCCUCCAGCUCUGCUGUAUGCAGUGGUCGCGGGAGUCCCUACUCUUGUUAUAACAAUUACAGAAUCUGUGCUGUUUUUCCUUCAGUAUGCUACAAAAGAUUUUGACAACCGUGAGAAGACCAUAGUCACUGGAGACUGCUGUUACCUCAACCCAUUUGUGCGCAGAACUGUCAGGUUCCUUGGUGUCUAUAUAUUUGGACUUUUUGCCACCGAUAUAUUCGUUAAUGCUGGACAGGUUGUGACGGGGAACCUUGCACCACAUUUCCUCACUGUUUGUAAACCCAAUUACACUGCUCUGGGCUGUCAACAGGCCAUUCGGUUCAUCAGUCACCAGGAGGCCUGCACAGGCAAUGAAGAUGACAUCUUAAGAGCCAGAAAGACAUUCCCAUCAAAAGAGGCAGCACUCAGUGUUUAUGCAGCCCUCUACCUAGCUAUGUACAUCACCAGCACAGUAAAAGCCAGAGGAUCGAGAUUAGCGAAGCCUGUGCUGUCUCUGGGGUUGAUGUGCUUGGCAUUUCUUACUGGAAUAAAUCGGGUAGCAGAAUACCGAAACCAUUGGUCAGAUGUCAUUGCAGGAUUUAUUAUAGGAGUGGCGAUAGCAACUUUUCUGGUGGUUUGUGUGGUCCAUAACUUUAAAGGGAAGACCUUGCUGAGUGAAAAACCCCAAACUGACAACUUGACUAACAUGCCUAUGAUCAACCUUCCAAGAGUAGAGAGUCCUUUGGAGAAAUACACAGCUUCACAGAUAUGGGAGGCAGACAAGGGUUAUAUGGCAGUUGAACAAGAUUAUCAAGGUAGCAAAGAUAUUUCUGCCUGCAAUGCAUCACUGCUUCCUUUUGCUAUGAUGGCUCUACCAAGACAACAGUACCACCAGUCUAUCAGUGGCAGGUUUGGCUGCUCAAGAUCAAAGAAUCACAUCGCCUUCGCUGAGGUCACAUGACGUUGAAGUGGCAGUUUGUUCUACUCAUUGGACAUCAUCGCUGUUCACUGUUCAGUCAUCAUAGUUGGAGUGCUAUUCUAAUCCUGAGAUUACCUGUUCAUGAUCACAGUAUCUUCAGCCGCAUUAGUACAAAGGCUACUCAGUCCAGAUGGAAAACUGCAGUAUUUAAAGAGACAAUACCCCCUCUUUCUCCCCUGAUUUUGUACUAAAUCAUACAUGAGGCACAGAUGCCAAGAAGGUCUUGUUUUUGUGCAAACAUUUGCUACAUUUCAUACAUGAACCUUGUCUUUUUGUGGCAGCAUUAUUGUUAUUAAUGGAAGCUGAUUGCACUGUCUAAAUGAAAAGAAGGACGACAAUCUAGGGUAUUUGGCUCUUUUUAUAUUGAUGUUUUUGAUGUAUUUAUUAAUCUUCACUCAUUAUUUCUGAUUUUAUACCAUAUUUGCACAUUGCAAUAAAUUAAUAUCUAUUACUGUCCUGUUUUUUUAUAUAUAAAGCAAUUGUUCAUAGAAAAGUACAUGGGACAUUUGUGAUCUAUACCCUUAAUGUAAUUUCAGUUACAUGCCCUCUUGGUAUAUUUCAGAAACUAUCCAUUGCUGUACAGUAGGUUAAUAGGAAAGAUUGAGUUUAUGUUUGUCAUAAGCAAAACAUUUUAUCUUGAACAUAGUCACUCUAUACAAAAUAUGUCAUUUAAGACACAAGUGUUUUAAAGUACCCUAAACAAGAAAAUGAAGAUUUGUAUUUAUGUUUCUGUUUGGCUACAUACACAAUUUAUAGAUCCUAAAUUAGAGAUGGUACAUGUGAAAAGGCCAUGAGGCUGUUAGGACUUAAGCCUACAGCUACAGCCUACAGCUUAAUGAAGGUUUGGCUGCAGUAGACAAUCAGUAUUUUUUGCUUGGAGAAAUCUUGAGCUGUUCUGAUUGAGCUCAGGCAAACUGGAGUUCAUAGGCUGUUGCAAUAUUCCUGCAGUACAUGCAGAGUUACUCAGGGCAUGUUACUGUGUCAAAAGAUCUGUCCUCUAGUAAUAACAUUAAGGUAUUUUUAACAGUUUCUGUUGUCCAUGCUGCUUUUCUCUUUGAUGUGUCAAAUUUCAUCUUUCGUUGUUGGCAGAGGAUAAGCAUUAUUUCACUAUGUAUGGUACAAUUUUACUUUUUAUACACCUUCAUAAUAUAUAAAACAAUCUAUUUUGGUAAAUUAAAAGUCAUUAUGCUGUUUAAUUAGUAUUACAAUACAUAUCAACAUUCCACAAAAAAGCAUAUUGAUACAUAAUGCUUUCAUAGGAUACUGCUUUUUGUCUUCAUAAGUAGAGUAGUUAUUAUGACUUUUUUUUAAUGUCACCCUUCAUAUUUGGAAAGGUUUUGUUGUUUUAUGUGCCGAGAGCACCAAACGUCUUCUUUCCUUAUACCAUUAUUGUUAUCCCCUACUAAGAAAUGAUAUGAUCGAGGGUUUUAGACAAGUUUAGACCUUUUAUAAAUGUGUUCAUUUUUAGAUUAGAGGAAACAAUUAUAUUCAAAACUAUUUCUGAGAAAUAUAAUUUACUCUCAUACUCAUUGGUAGACAGGUCCUUAAUACUGUAAGUAAAUAAAAUAUGUUAUAUGUUGAGUGCUCCAAACAAUUAAAGGAUUACAUGAUAGAAAUAUUACAACAGAGCUACUGUAACAUGAGAUAGCCAGCAUGAGUUGGUCAACAUGUACAGUAUAGUAAGGUCACUGCUCAUGGAUGAACCAAUAGGCUACUGAAACUAACUCAGCAUGAUUUGAAGUCACCAGGUGUUGUGAUUUACAGGCACUCAUAUAUAAUAUAAUGUUCCAGUUCCCUACCUUCUUGGUCACUUUUAUAUCGUAUGUGGAUUUGUAGUUGUGGUGUUGUUGUAGGAGCAGUAAACAGUGACUCAGAUUGUGUUACAGUAGGUGUUUUCGGAACCUGUCAGAGGUCAUCAGCAUGGUCAGGGAUGGUACCACUCUGGAGGUAGUUCAAUGCCUAAUGGGAUCUCACAGCGUCUUCAUCAGGCUGUGUCUGAAUGUACCAGGAGAUAUAACUGAGCACUAGCUGGCCUCUUUCUUGUCUGUUUGUUGCUGAAAGGACUUGAGCAUUCGUAAAUUUGCAUUUAAUAAGAUUUUCUCUCUCUGGAUGUGUCUCUCAAUUAAGAUAUCGAUAGUAUCUAAAUAAUAAUAAUAUUAUUCACUUAAUAGUAGGUUUUGAAAUAGUCUAAAGUUUUCUGCUUUAGUUUGAGCAGUAUACAGUAAUAUAAUUAAAAUUUAUGUUUAUAUACAAUAAUAUAUUCAGUAUGAAUGCUACUUUUUCCACAAACAUUCACAAAACUCGUUAACAUCAGGGACCUUUAGAAAACAAAUGAUAUUAACCCAUUUUGAGCUAGUUAGGCCAAAUGACAUUCCCAUUGUCGGUACCUUUCAUGUGCUGUUUUUUUAGUCUGCAAGAACAGUGAAUAUUUUCAAUGUUUAGUUCAGGUUUUAUAUUUUUGUUUGUCCUUGUUUUUUUCAACGUAGGGACAGAUGACAGGCCCUUGAGGAUUACAUCAUUGUUAACAUUCUGUAACCUGGUAAAAGCCAAAUAAAAGGUUUUUAUUUAAAAAAAUGACUGGCUUAAAUUAACCUUAAAAUAGCAUUGUGAGAUAAACUGUGCAAUGCUUUCGUGGAUGCAAUACAGUUAAUUUUGUAUUUUUGAUGAAUAUGUUAUUCAUCAAAUAUGCUUUGUUACUUACUGUCCUUUGAAUAUUAUGCAAUGUAAACCCCAAAUUCUAUUAACAUUAUCAGAGUAAUCUGCAGAGCAGUAACAUUUGUGGUUUCUAGCCCAUUAAUGUAAACAAUAGCUGACUACAGUGCUGAGGCUUCAUAAUAACUCCCCAGAGAGGCACAAAUCAUAGAAUAUCAUCAAAGAAUAUUAUCACUAUAAUUAAACUUCUCUCGGCAGGAGGUGAUUAGAUUAA
Messenger RNA from Lepisosteus oculatus (spotted gar), 4378 nucleotides. RefSeq names its product phospholipid phosphatase related 5b (gene plppr5b). Lineage: Eukaryota; Metazoa; Chordata; Actinopteri; Semionotiformes; Lepisosteidae. The record is from RefSeq and is a predicted model, not a curated record. Gene Ontology annotation, molecular function: phosphatidate phosphatase activity. Gene Ontology annotation, biological process: phospholipid metabolic process; phospholipid dephosphorylation; signal transduction. Gene Ontology annotation, cellular component: plasma membrane.